GCGACCGUUAGCCCGGUCUGUGCGCGCGCACGUGUAGCAGAAGAGGAUCCCUAAUGUGAGCUGCCGGCUGAUGAGAAAGUCUCAUUAGAGCCUCAAAGCUGAGUUUUUGCUGCGGCCAGUGGAGAGCUUUCUGGAGGACAUGACAGUCGCCAUUUGUCCCGGGGUUAUGGCCACUACUGAGUCGUGAUAGAAAGUCUGACGAGAACACCUCCCGUCCUACACUUGGUUGCCUCCUCCUGUGCCUUUGACAGACCAUCUCCAAAGUCCACCUUCCAGCUGCCCUCUUGACCCCGCCCACCUUCCCCCACCUGACUUGCCUCGACUCCCCGAGAGGGCGAGAGCUGCUGCUGCUGCCGCCGCCAUCAUGGUGCUGUCACAGAGACAAAGAGAUGAACUAAACCGUGCCAUAGCUGACUAUCUACGCUCUAAUGGCUACGAUGGAGCCUACUCCACCUUCAAGAAAGAAGCCGAGUUAGACAUGAAUGAAGAAGUGGACAAAAAGUAUGCAGGACUUCUGGAAAAGAAAUGGACAUCUGUCAUCAGAUUACAGAAGAAGGUGAUGGAGCUGGAGUCAAAGCUGAAUGAAGCCAAGGAGGAGAUGACACACGGAGGACCAGUGGGUCAGAAGAGAGACCCCAAGGAGUGGAUCCCCCGACCCCCAGAGAGAUACGCCCUCAGUGGGCACCGUGCGCCUGUCACGAGGGUCAUCUUCCAUCCCGUCUUUUCUGUCAUGGUCACAGCCUCAGAGGAUGCUACCAUUAAGGUGUGGGACUAUGAAGCGGGAGACUUUGAGCGGACCUUGAAGGGCCACACGGAUUCUGUGCAGGACAUCUCCUUUGACCAGACCGGGAAGCUGCUGGCCUCUUGUUCUGCCGACAUGAGCAUCAAACUUUGGGACUUCCAGGGUUUUGAGUGCAUCAGGACCAUGCACGGCCACGAUCACAAUGUGUCGUCUGUCGCCAUCAUGCCCAACGCCGACCACAUAGUGUCUGCGUCCAGAGACAAGACCAUCAAGAUGUGGGAGGUGGCCACUGGGUACUGUGUCAAGACUUUCACGGGCCACAGGGAGUGGGUGAGGAUGGUACGUCCCAACCAGGACGGCUCCUUGAUUGCCAGCUGCUCUAAUGAUCAGACAGUCCGCGUCUGGGUGGUUUCCUCCAAAGAGUGCAAGGCUGAGCUGCGUGAGCACGAACACGUGGUGGAAUGUAUCUCCUGGGCCCCCGACAGUGCGCACCCCACCAUCCUGGAGGCCACAGGCUCAGAGAACAAGAAGAGUGGAAAGCCUGGACCUUUCCUCCUCUCUGGAUCCAGAGACAAAACAAUUAAAAUGUGGGACGUCAGCAUCGGAAUCUGUCUUAUGACUCUGGUGGGCCAUGACAACUGGGUACGUGGAGUGCUGGUGCAUCCUGGGGGGAAGUUCAUCGUGAGCUGUGCAGACGACAAGACCAUCCGAAUUUGGGACUACAAGAACAAACGCUGCAUGAAAACUCUGUGUGCUCAUGAACACUUUGUCACCUCUCUGGAUUUCCACAAAAGCGCCCCCUAUGUGGUGACGGGCAGCGUGGACCAGACAGUCAAAGUCUGGGAGUGCCGCUGAGUUCACUUCUUGCUUCGGACCCCUCCAACCGCCCCAUCCUCAACCUUCAUCUCCACCCCUAGGUGACCACGGUGCUUCACCGCCUGACCCCCUCCUGCCCCUGCUUCCUCCACAUUGGCCCUGCUUCCUGAAGAUGACUAUUAUCCUUUUAUGUAAAUUAUUCUGGAUGUAGGGUACGCUUACUAAAUGUCACACAAACACAAGAUGAGACUCUCCUUGCAUGGCCAAUACAACAACACUUGAUUGAAUUCCUCAAAGGCUACAAUGCGUGUGUGUGUGUGUGUGUCGCUUGUGAGCAUUUCCUUUGCUCCACGACGCCAUCUUUUGUGUGUACGAGGGCGUGCAUGUGGGGGACAGGAAGUGUAAGAUGUAAGUUGACUGACAGGUUGUAGAGAGACUCGCACCAGCUGGUGUACGUGCGUGUCUGCAACGGGACGUUUGGGGGUCACACCCCCAUGAUCCCCCUCAUGCCCCAGUGUUGCAUCAUCUUUUAAUUAACUUGCUCUCUAGUUAACACCCACAGGACCUUAAUGACCUAAGCUGCCCACAGCACAAGCACAUGCCCCCCACCAGAGGAAAAGACCUCCUCGUCAAUUGUGAGUGAGACCGUCUGUGCGCGCCUGUCGUCCAGUGCUCUCUCUCGCUAUCUGCCUUGUUAACCCUUUGAGGGCUGCCUCACACGGGACUUUCAUUAAUUAUUUACUGUGGUCUCACUUUUACAUACACAUACACACACCGCACAUACACGCACAGUAAAAGUUGUGUAUCAGUAUAUCUGGAUGUCAUUGUUUGCAGCAUAAUGAAAUAAAAUAAUGUAAAUAUCA
Messenger RNA from Doryrhamphus excisus (bluestripe pipefish), 2421 nucleotides. Its product is annotated as lissencephaly-1 homolog A-like. Gene Ontology annotation, molecular function: protein binding. The record is from RefSeq and is a predicted model, not a curated record. Lineage: Eukaryota; Metazoa; Chordata; Actinopteri; Syngnathiformes; Syngnathidae.